Messenger RNA from Peronospora matthiolae, 249 nucleotides. Lineage: Eukaryota; Oomycota; Peronosporomycetes; Peronosporales; Peronosporaceae. The record is from the annotation of a GenBank genome assembly.
AUGCAUGCCACUGCGGAUAUGGCUGGCACGCCAGACCGUAAUCUGAUGGAGGGGGGUAGCCAUGCUGGAGAGGCAGGCAACAGCUACCUCGAGGGGGAGAGGUACCACCGUUCAUCAUCUUUGAGCUGCUUCUCGACGACUGAUAAAGUUAUGCGUGAGGACUCGCACUUGCAUGUGCUACAGACAGAAUUGACUGUAACGGGGCACCCUGAAGCUUGUACUGGUGACAGUACAAGCUACUUAUUCUGA